This is a messenger RNA of Arthroderma uncinatum, 1320 nucleotides long. RefSeq names its product heat shock 70 kDa protein 12A. Lineage: Eukaryota; Fungi; Ascomycota; Eurotiomycetes; Onygenales; Arthrodermataceae. The coding region runs from base 1 to 1320 and encodes 439 amino acids. The record is from RefSeq and is a predicted model, not a curated record. The transcript has 9 exons. Gene Ontology annotation, molecular function: ATP-dependent protein folding chaperone; ATP binding.
AUGGAGUUCUGGUUUACUAUGCCGGCUAUUUGGUCAGACAAAGCACAGCAUGCAACCAGGGAAGCAGCGAAGCGUGCUGGGUUUGGUUCGCGGCCCGGAGACGAAAUCUAUAUGAUAUCAGAGCCGGAAGCUGCAGCGAUUGCUGCUCUUAAAGACCAUACAAGCAAUGAAGCUUUGAGUAUUGUGAAGCCCGGAAAUGGAGUCUUGAUUUGUGAUUGUGGGGGAGGAACUGUCGAUGUCACCACGUAUCGAAUUUUGGAAACUUCUCCGAGACUCACGUUCGAGGAACUAUGCACCGGCGCUGGAGCAAAGUGCGGCUCCACUACAAUUGACCGGCAGUUCUAUAAACUUAUGCUGGAGAGAUUUGGAGACGCUUUCCGUGAUCUCCCUCUGAAGACGAAAGGCCCAGGGAGCGACUUUAUGGACGAAUUUGAGAAGAUCAAACACGACUUUGGAUACUCUGAGAGUGGAGAUGAGAAUUACGAGCUACCACUUGAUAUCUCAUUGAGUGACCCUGACCCUAAGCACUUCAACUGCGACGAACGGCUUGUUAUCCUUUCGGACAAGGAUGUCCGUGCAUUAUUUGAUCCAGUUAUCGGCAAGAUUAAAGCCCUGGUGAAAAGCCAAAUCUCAAUUGCCAAUGGAGAGACGGGUAAAAACGUCAUCAAAACUAUCAUCCUAGCUGGUGGAUUUGGGGACUCGGAAUACCUUAGAAAAGCGCUUCAACGAGAGUUUUCGGCACGACUGAGUAUUGAAGUCAUCGUACCUAAACACCCACAAGCCGCAAUUGUCAAGGGAGCUGCGUUGAGAGGCUUAGAUGGAUUGCGCCCAAUUACCAGACGAUGUCGCCGCCAUUAUGGAUUCUCGUGCGGCAAACCCUUUAGAAAGGGGGAAGAUAUGGAGCAUACAGCAUACAAGAGGGUAUUCGACGGAUGCAAGUAUUCGAGGGGAAGAAUGGAGUGGAUGGUUAAAAUGGGAGAAAAAAUGGGAGAAAAUAUCACAAAAAUGACGGAAAUGAAUUAUUCUGGAAAGGAUCAGCCGAUGAGUUGCAGGGUGGAGCUCUACUCGUGUAGUUUGAACGAAGCGCCUGAACGAGUUGACAGCCCUGGCGUCAAACUGGUCGGCCAUCUCAUUAUUGACUUCUCUACUGUCAACCGGGCCUGCCUAAAGACGAAAAUAAACGAUGAAGGCGUCCGGGUGUAUCUGGUUAGCUAUGAGGUUCAGAUGUGCUUUGGAGCAAAGGAGGGUAUUUUGAAAUUUUCUGCGGUUGCGAAUGGAAAGAAUUUGGGCGAAGCGCAGAUUGAUUUCUCAAAAGACUAA